CUAAUCGACACCCCUCGAUAUUUCAAAGUCUCAAGUACCUUUAAUUUCCUCCUUUCUUCUCAUUCAAAAAUCAGCGUCUCCCAGCUUGCCAAUAUUUAAUCCAAAAUGAGAUGCGAGUCCUGUGAAAGUUCAAACCCUCUUGAUGACGAGACCUGUAUAGCCAAUACCAAUAACUUCUACAUAUGGCUUCUCCAAGUUGUAGCACUAUUGGGUAUCCUAGCCCUUUCUCUAUGGCUAAUCUUGCGUCCCCGAUCCCCAAAGUACACCAUUGUCGACUUCUCCAUCCCCCAGUCCUCGUUAGUCAAGGAUGGCCAAAACGGCACCAUCUUGUAUAACCUUGAAAUUGAAAAUCCAAACGCAGAAUCCAGUAUAUACUAUGAUGACAUUUUGUUCACAUUUUAUUUUGGGCAGGAUACUGUAGGGGAGAGAACCAUACCUUCUUUCCAUCAGGGGAAAGGUAAAACUCGUCAAGUAAUUGAUCGUGUGGAUGUCAAUCCACGAGUAUGGAAGUCUCUUCUCAAUGCAAUAUCAAAUGCAACAGCCGAAUUGAAAGUUGGGUUAUCAACUAAGAUUCGAUAUAAGACGUGGGGAAAGAAGAGUAAGCAUCAUAAAUUAGACUUGGAGGGUCAGCUAAAAGUUGGCUCGGAUGGGAAGAUUUCAGGCAAGAAGAAGAAGAUUAAGCUACACCAUGCUUCAAAGAAAUGGAGGAGGUAUAAAGCUUGACCCACUGUGGUUGAGAAUUAGUAAUUACAGGAUUACUUUGGUGCUUUUGUAUAAGUAGAGAUAGAAGAAUGGUUGCAAUUACUUGCAUUUAUGUACAGUUUUAACAUAGUAAUACAUCUUUAAAAAAUUCCGAGGGACGAGCAUUUUAGGCUUUAGCCAUAUCAUGGUGAGUUGGAAAAAAACUCUUAAUUGUGACCCUAAAAUU
Juglans regia (Persian walnut) is the source of this 928-nucleotide messenger RNA. RefSeq names its product protein NDR1-like. The transcript has a single exon. Gene Ontology annotation, biological process: defense response to other organism. The record is from RefSeq and is a predicted model, not a curated record. Lineage: Eukaryota; Viridiplantae; Streptophyta; Magnoliopsida; Fagales; Juglandaceae. Bases 106 to 723 code for a protein of 205 amino acids.